Gopherus flavomarginatus (Mexican gopher tortoise) is the source of this 2384-nucleotide messenger RNA. RefSeq names its product family with sequence similarity 171 member B (gene FAM171B). NCBI's taxonomy places the organism in Eukaryota, Metazoa, Chordata, Testudines, Testudinidae. The coding region runs from base 1 to 2367 and encodes 788 amino acids. The record is from RefSeq and is a predicted model, not a curated record. The transcript is spliced from 8 exons.
AUGCCGGGGCUGUGCGGGCGCUUCCCCUCGCUGCUGCUGCGGCUGGCGGCCGCGCUGCUGCUCCAGGGGCGGCCGGUCCCCGCCGCCGCCACCAGCCCCGCCGAGCUGAGCCGCAGCCGCCCCGGGGCACCCUCCGCGGCUACUGCAGGAUCUGUGUUUAUGCUGAAAGUUCAAGUAAACGACAUUAUCAGUCAUCAGUACCUACGCCAAGCAAUUGUAGAAGUGUUUGUUAACUACACAAAGACAAACUCCACACUCACUGGAAACAAUGGAGUAGUAUUAAUAAAAGUUCCCUACAAGUUAGGUCUAAGUUUAACUAUUGCAUCUUACAAAGAGGGCUACAUGUUAACACCAUUGCCUUGGAAGACUGGGAGAAUGCCAGUAUACUCAUCUGUAACACUUUCACUGUUCCCACAAAGCCAAGCUAAUAUAUGGUUGUUUGAAGAUACAGUUUUAAUUACUGGAAAACUGUCUGAUGCCAAAUCUCAACCAAGUGUUCAGUUUCCCAAAACUUUAAUUAAACUUCCUAUAAGCCACCAUAUUACAAACGUGACUGCCUAUUUGACAGUGCCACAGCAGUUUUUGAAAAUGGAUAAUUUUCUUUAUACAACAGGAAUUCUUCUAAAUAAAUCAGGUUUUAAAAGCAUUGAAUUGACCCCUCUUGCUGCAAUAUGUGUAAACCUCCUUUCAGCUGGGAAAGAAUUGAAAGUGACUGGUCCGAUUCAUAUUAUGCUGCCUCUUCUACCGACAAGUAGGGUAAAAUCAGGAGAUGCUAUACCUGCAUGGACAUUUGACAUGAAAACUGGUGCUUGGGUAAGUCGUGGGCUGGGAAUGGUCAAGAAUGCAAAUGACCAUUUAGUAUGGACGUAUGUUGCUCCACACUUGGGAUACUGGAUAGCAGCUCCAGUGCCUGAAACCAGAGACUCUAUUAUUAGUGCAGUUUCCAAGGACAUAACAGCCUAUCACACAGUGUUCCUUACAGCCAUACUUGGAGGUACUAUAGUCAUUAUCAUUGGAUUCUUCACUGUUCUUCUCUGUUACUGCAGGGAUAAAUGUGGCCAAUCACAUAAGAGAGGAAAAAACACAACUAAACUGGAGGUCUUAAAAAAGGACCAGACAACAUCAACAACUCACAUAAAUCAUGUCAGUGCUGUGAAGGGGUCAGUAAAGCUAGAGGAUAAAUCACAAUCAUACAUGCCCAAGCUUUCCUCCUUUAGCCCUCAUGGAAAGACUUCUAUGGAAACAGAGGACAAAAAAGCCUGGGACAAUUUUCAAAUCUACACAGAAAAUGUUUCAUAUCAAUCCAAUCAGAGUGGUCACACGAGGAAUUCAACUCAGCCCUUGGAGCCUAAUGCUGGAGUUAGACAAUUACAGCACUUUAACAGCAGUGUUUCUCAAUCUCCCAGGGACAUUCAAGACCAAAACAGAUAUCUUGCAGUGAACGAAGAGAUGUAUGGACUUUCCCAUAUCCCAGAACAACUAAUGCAUAUUUAUAGUCAGCCUGUUGCCAUCCUUCAAACUUCUGACCUAUUCCACUCUCCGGAGCAAUUACAUGCUGCUAAGUCAGCUACUUUGCCAAGAAAAGGGCAGGUAGUCUAUAGCCCAAUGAUGGAGCCCAUGAAUCGAGACAGCUAUACACAGACGUUGCCCAAAAUGCCAAUGCACUCUCCUCUCCAGCCCCCCACCUGCAGAGAUGAGAAAGCCACAUUAGAUGGUCAACAGGGCUUAUCCUCACAAACUUCAAACUGGGGUCGGUAUACUAAUAAUUUGCUGGAGUCUGUCUCUGUUCCUGGGACACUGAACGAAGCAGUUAUGACACCAUUUUCCUCUGAACUUCAAGGUAUUUCAGAGCAAACAUUAUUGGAGUUUUCUAAAGGAAAACCAUCCCCACACCCCAGAGCAUGGUUUGUGUCACUAGAUGGAAAGCCAGUCGCUCAAGUGAGGCACUCUUUUAUAGAUCUGAAAAAGGGCAGGAAAACACAAAGUAAUGACACCAGCCUGGACUCUGGUGUGGACAUGAAUGAGCAUCAUCCCAGUCGAAAACUGGAGAGAGAGAAAACUUUCGUUAAAAGCAUGCAUCAUUCUAAGAUCCUUUAUUUGGAAGAUUUGGAUCUGAGUAGCAGCGAAAGUGGGACCACUGUUUGCAGCCCUGAUGAUCAGUCUGUGAGACACCUAUUGAAUGGAGGAAGUGGGCCGGUCAUAGAACAGCACACUGAAGAACCACCACAAAAAAAAAAUACAACAAAAGGUCAUGAGUCCAGUACUCCACCAGCUAAAAAAAGAGGUAGACCCCCUAUGGCUAAGAAAGAUAGUCAAACCAAUAUCUGGAAAAAAAGGGAGGAGAGACCACUGAUUCCUAUAAACUGAAACACUGUGUGUUCAGU